Messenger RNA from Vicia faba (fava bean), 531 nucleotides. NCBI's taxonomy places the organism in Eukaryota, Viridiplantae, Streptophyta, Magnoliopsida, Fabales, Fabaceae. The record is from the annotation of a GenBank genome assembly.
AUGGAGCAAUCCUCACUCGACAGCUCGAAAGCGGAUCAGUACAAACCCACAUGGACUGGACUUCGAUGGGCUUUGUUUGGAAAGCCAGGAAAAGGUGGCAUUUCCGGGCCAGGGCUGAAAAUGGAUCUGAAUGCUAACAUUGGGCUAACGUUCACUCCAAUAGAAUGGGGAAACGAGCAGAAGCAUAUUUUGUCUGCCAUCCCUCAGGGCAAAUCCGUGUUCAUCACAGGCUCUGCUGGGACUGCCCAGAAAGAAACCUUUCUUAGCAUCCAAUUGCUCGACUCGAUGGGUACUUCUAGUGGUUUGCCGGAGAAGCUCUUGUAUUUCUUUAAGGAGUUGAAAGAGGAUAGGCUAUUGGGGCUUCCUGCGAAUUCUGUGGAAGGUAACAAGACUGUAGAAUAUUCGAGGGACCACAAAAAGGGGAAGUCAACUGUUGCCUCUAAAAGGGCCCGGAUACCGCCUAAACCAGUGCAAGGUUGUAUUCCCAAGGAAGCUAGCAUAGCAAUAGGGAAUCCAUCUAGUAUUGACUAA